Molecule: messenger RNA, 1347 nt
Organism: Scheffersomyces amazonensis
Lineage: Eukaryota; Fungi; Ascomycota; Pichiomycetes; Serinales; Debaryomycetaceae
Exons: 1
Coding region: 1-1347 (448 amino acids)
Biological process (GO): mRNA splice site recognition
Cellular component (GO): cytosol
Molecular function (GO): mRNA binding
Source: RefSeq, a predicted model, not a curated record
AUGUCUUCCACAUACAGACCAAGAGGAGGUUAUAGUCUGCGUGGUAGACCGAGAUCUCAAGGUUAUGGACAGAAUCAAUCACAAUCACAAUCACAAUCUCAUUAUCAAUCUCAUCAAUCAAGUAAUACUAAUAGUAGUUAUCGACCUCAAAAUAAUAAUAAUUAUAGAUAUCAAGGAAAUAGAAAUAAUUAUUAUCAACAAUAUUCCAAUAAUAGCAAUAGUCAUAAUAAUAAUUCAGGUCAAGAAACUCUGUUCCAAAUAUGGAUGGGUGAUUUAGAUCCUACUUGGAAUGAAGAGAAAAUUAUUGAAUUAUGGAAACUGGUAGAUGAAAAGCCUACGGCUGUUAAAAUAAAGUUGGAUAAAUUAACUUUGAAACCUAUCUAUUGUUUUGUUUCUUUUGAAACUCAACAAGCUAUGGAAAAGGCAAUUAAUAAAAAUGGUCUUGCUAUUCCUGGUACUACCAGAUCAUUUAGAUUAAAUAAAGCUUUAGGAUCGACAAAUUUUCAAUCUAAUAAUAAUAAUAAUAAUAAUGUUCCAUUAAAAAAAUUACCAUUAAGAAAUGAUUAUUCUAUCUUUAUAGGAGAUCUAGAUCCAUCAGUUACUGAAUCUAAUUUAAUGGAUGUAUUUAAUAAUAAAUUCCCCAAACAAGUAAUACAGGUUAGAAUCAUGUUUGAUCCCGCAACUAAAACAUCAAAGGGAUUUGGAUUUGCCAAAUUUAAUUCUCAAGAAACUAUGGAAAAGGCAUUAGAAGAAUUAGAUGGUAUUAUAGUAGGAGGCAGAGCAAUAAGAGUUGGACAAGCUGCCAAUUCUUCAAAUAAUGUUGUAGUUAGUUCAGAAAAUAAAGUUAUUGAAACUCGAAAAGUAAAUAUUAAUCAUCUGCAAAUUCAACCACCACUAAACCAAUUUACUGAUCCAAAUAAUACUACACUUUUAAUAAAUGGAUUAGGAUCUAAAUUUAGUGAAGAUGAUUUAACUAAACAUUUCCUUUCAUUUGGUGAUAUAGUAUCAUUAAAAUUAUCUAAUGAUUUUACUAGUGCUACAAUUCAAUAUUAUUUUCGAUCAUCAGCAGAAACAGCUUUAUUAUUAUUACAUGGAUCAAUUAUUAAUAACUGUAGAAUAGAUAUAAAUUGGGGGAAACCUCAAGAAGAUAAUUAUCAUAAACAAGAUCCAGCUCCUAUUGUAUAUGCACCAUUUGGGGUAUUACCUAUUAGGUUUGAUAAAAUUAAAAGAGAUGAAAUUGAUAGUUUAAGUGGACAAAGUGGACCAAUUAUAUCUGUUAAUGAUGCAAAUAAAUUAUAUGUACAAGCAAAAUAUGCUAGAGAUCAAUUACUAAAUGAUAACUUUUAA